Messenger RNA from Eremothecium sinecaudum, 552 nucleotides. It is a transcript of the gene ECM1, whose product is annotated as Ecm1p. Gene Ontology annotation, biological process: ribosomal large subunit export from nucleus. Bases 1 to 552 code for a protein of 183 amino acids. The record is from RefSeq and is a predicted model, not a curated record. The transcript has a single exon. Lineage: Eukaryota; Fungi; Ascomycota; Saccharomycetes; Saccharomycetales; Saccharomycetaceae. Gene Ontology annotation, cellular component: preribosome, large subunit precursor; nucleolus.
AUGGCUAAAAAGGUUUCCAAGCAUUCCAGGGCUGCCAGGAGAAACGAGGUAGAAGAUAUUGAAGCCAAAUCUCUAUCUAGUUUACCGAGGGCAUCUACUACUGAUUUAACAAAUGUACUACUUAGAACAGCAUCUAAGAAUGAGGCCCUAUUAGAGGCCAAGAUUAAAAAUAAAAGAGGAAAGAACAAGGACAGGGUUAGCAAGAAGACCACUAAGGUUCCAACUACUUCCUUAGACUCUGUGAGGCUUGAACGUGCGUUAAAAUUCGCUAGUAGGCUUGAUGGUAAGAUCGAAAAAUCUGUCUCCCGUGCAAAAUAUGUGCAGUCUGCUAGAAAGAGUGGCUGGGAUGCUACUAAUGCGAUGAUAAAGGAAGACUUGUCAAAUAAGGGAAAAAUUACUCCUCCAGUAAAGGAUUUAACCAAAGAUUUAAGCAAAGAUUUAAACAAAGAUGAAGAUGAAAUAGAGAUAGAAGUUGAGGAUAAGGAUACCGAAACUAAACUAGUAGAAGCUACUAACAUAUUUGGUACCCUGGCUGACGAUGUUGAAGCAUAG